Penicillium macrosclerotiorum is the source of this 666-nucleotide messenger RNA. RefSeq lists its product as uncharacterized. NCBI's taxonomy places the organism in Eukaryota, Fungi, Ascomycota, Eurotiomycetes, Eurotiales, Aspergillaceae. The record is from RefSeq and is a predicted model, not a curated record. The transcript is spliced from 2 exons. The coding region runs from base 1 to 666 and encodes 221 amino acids.
AUGGCGCUUCUUUUCGCUGGUUUCUCACUUCUAGCGGCUGCUCACGCCGCUAACGUCACCCCAGUCCAGGUCCCAUACGGAUGCGCCAGUCUCCCAAAUCUACAGCAAACCGGUCCCAACACCGGAUUUGCUGGUCCUUGGAACAUUGUCGUCGAUCAAUGUGUCAACACAACUGCUACCGACAAUGCAUGCACUAUCGAGGGGUUCCGUGACGUGGCUCGAGAUGUCACGGUGGACGGUCAGCCCGAGGCCAGGAAAGGCUUUGUCAGUAUCGUCAAUGGACAAUAUGACGCAAUGUCCUACCUCAUUUGUAAUGAUGGAAUUGGAUUUGAAAUCAUGAGUUACUACGACAACAUGAACGUUUAUCUCCCCAUCAAUAUCACCAGCGACCCUACCAAUGCCCAGCUCCAGUGGGGUCUCGCCGAAGAUGAUAGCGAGGCGAUUAAUGCCUAUUAUCAUUAUAUUGACGACGUCAAGCAAGACGGGAUCUUCCUCGGUGCCCACAAUGUUACCAGCUGGGGUAUUCAACAGCAGACGAACGUUCCCGGGACUAGCGGAGGUCCGGCGUGGUUGCUCCGCCUGUUGGGGCCUGGGAGUGAGGACCAGGAGACUGGCGAGGCUUUGAAGGAUGGAGAAUACGAGACGUUUAUUCGCAUUAAUGCUUGA